AUGACGGGACGUACAAUCGUCGUCGAGAAGGUGUCGUCGCGAAGGUGGUUUGACCGUGUGGACGAGACGGUUCUGCUUGGAGCGCUGCCCUUCAGAUCCAUGACCAAACAGAAUCCGUUCUUUUGGACAACGACGGCCGAGAAUUUCCGGCAAUUCUGCACUGGAGAGUUCCGGAAAGAUGGUGUCCUGGUUGGUUUCAAGAGCUGCACUUUCCAUAGAGUGAUCAAAGACUUUAUGAUCCAAGGAGGUGACUUUGUGAACGGUGACGGAACUGGUAUCUGCAGCAUUUACAGAGGUCCAUUUGCAGAUGAAAACUUUCGGGUGAAGCAUUCUGCACCUGGUCUUCUGUCCAUGGCAAACAGUGGUCCAGGAACAAAUGGUUGCCAGUUUUUCAUUACCUGCACAAAAUGUGACUGGGUGGUGGAGGCUCCAAACCAAGAAAUAAGUUGAGUAAACGGUAACAACAUGUUAAUAACCCGUCUGCUUUGGUUUUGAUGAUGCAAUAUUUGGUUUGUGGAAUUGUUUUUUUUUUUUUGGGAGGGGGGGCAUCACGCCAUCGUAC
Molecule: messenger RNA, 562 nt
Organism: Syngnathoides biaculeatus (alligator pipefish)
Lineage: Eukaryota; Metazoa; Chordata; Actinopteri; Syngnathiformes; Syngnathidae
Product: peptidyl-prolyl cis-trans isomerase H-like
Exons: 3
Coding region: 1-450 (149 amino acids)
Biological process (GO): protein peptidyl-prolyl isomerization; protein folding
Cellular component (GO): intracellular membrane-bounded organelle
Molecular function (GO): peptidyl-prolyl cis-trans isomerase activity
Source: RefSeq, a predicted model, not a curated record